Molecule: messenger RNA, 2347 nt
Organism: Scomber scombrus (Atlantic mackerel)
Lineage: Eukaryota; Metazoa; Chordata; Actinopteri; Scombriformes; Scombridae
Product: adhesion G-protein coupled receptor G1-like
Exons: 15
Coding region: 112-1998 (628 amino acids)
Biological process (GO): cell surface receptor signaling pathway; adenylate cyclase-activating G protein-coupled receptor signaling pathway
Cellular component (GO): membrane
Molecular function (GO): G protein-coupled receptor activity
Source: RefSeq, a predicted model, not a curated record
UCAGAAGGUCUGGUAGUUUACAGUGGGAGACCGAAAAUACCUCGACUACUCAUAGGAAAACUACUCAAGCUGCAUUUCGUUCUCCGUGUUCACCCCCUGCAAUCGUCUCCAAUGGUGCUCCCACUACCCAACACCCCGAGGGCUGCCUUCAUCCUCAUCAUCCUCAUCUCCACAGUUUCAAGUCAAGUUGACUGGGACUUUUGUGGCACCUGGCAGCAUGGCAGGGGCUCCCUGAACCUGAACAUCAACCUGACCACAGGCUGUAAUCACAUGUUAAUAUCAGCCAAUGAGAACUCUCUGUCCAUUAGUGGACAGAUCACGGCACAGUGUAUGCGGUCUGAAGUGCUUCCCCUCGACCAGUAUGGACUUCAUUCAGGGGAGGAAAGUGACUUCUGUCUGUACUGGGAACCAUUGCUGGACCAGAUGAAACUGCAGAUUGGUGGGAUGAACCUCACUCUAUGCUGGCCCACUGGUCUACCAGACUCCUGUUGCACUGGUCUGACUGAUGGCCCAAAGUCACCUACAGCACUCUACGGCAUCGCCAAUACAACGAUCAAAGAUGAUCCUACUGCCAUUGAAACACGGACAUUCUACAACUUCACGGGAGACCUCACCAGUUGCAAAACAUUAUGUCCUUCAGUGAGCCAGGCAUCCACCCAAGACAACAUGAACUGUGCUCCCAGCUCUGAGGUGGAGAUGAAGGAGGAUUUCAAAGGCCAAAUCAUUACUUCACCUAUCAUGAAAGGUGUCCCACCAGAGUCUGCCACCGCUGUCUAUCUGCCCCCCUCUCUAAAGCAAGCUGCAAAAAACCACAGCAAAGUAGUCUGCACCUUCUUCAAAAACAACUCCCUGUUCCAGGAUGGUCAUGAGAAGGGCCGGAUUCUCAAUGAUGUGGUGGGAAUCACCGUGAAGAACGAGGUCAUCAAAGAUCUGCCUGAGCAGAUCAGGAUCACUUUCCACCAUGAUGUCAUUCCUAAAAUGCAUUCAAGGAAAUGUGUCUCAUGGGACACCAGGAAAGAUCCUAUAAAGGUGCAUUGGCUGGGUGAUGGGUGUGAGACGCUGCAGAAAGGAGCCAACCACACUGAGUGCCUGUGUGACCAUAUGACUUACUUUGCCGUCCUGGUGCAACUGGAGGAUAAACCGGUGCGCCACCUGCUGGCACUGACCACCAUUACAUCUCUGGGUUGCGCCGUGUCUGUGAUCAGCUGCAUCGUUCUCAUCAUCUUCCUCUGCAGGAAGAGGAAAUCUAAGGAGCAGUCCUUACCCAUCCACCUGGGUUUAGCUGCUUCCCUCACCUUCCUCAAUCUGCUCUUCUUCUUUACUGGGAUCCUGGCCAAUGUGGGAGGGGAAGGUGUGUGCGUGUGGGUGGGGGCAGCCCUUCACUACGCCCUGCUCAGCUCCUUCUUCUGGAUGGGUAUUGAGGUUUUCCACACCUUCUGGUUGGUCCACGUGGUUUUCUACCCCUCCCCGAAGCCAUAUGUCUGGAACCUGGUCGGCUUUGUUCUCCCAGCUGUUCCUGUUAUCGUCCUGGCUGCAGUAGGUGACAUUUACGGCCUGAGAGAGGUGGUGCCGAGCGAUGACGUGUCCAAUCCUUAUCGCAUGUGCUGGAUGAAAAACAACAGCAAGGCCUGGCUGGCACACUAUUUCACCACUAUGACCAUCCUGCCCAUACUGGUGAUCACGGGCAUGGUGAUGCUCUUUCUGGUCUACAGGGAGAUCCGCACCAGGGAUGAAUGGAGGCAGAACCGCGUGGCGUUUCUCAGUAUCUGGGGCCUCAGCUGCCUCUACGGGACAACUUGGGGUCUCACCUUCCUGGACAUAAGACCUCUCUCUGAAUACAUUAUCUUCCUCUUCUGCAUCCUCAAUUCAUUUCAAGGUUUCUUCCUCAUGCUACGGUUCUACAUGCUGGACUGGAUGCGGAAGCAGUCUGGCAGUUCUAGCCUUGGCAGCACCAGCACCGGAUCCACCAGACAACACAUGCUACAAGAGAAGAGCUAGAUGAACUAAAAGAGGUGUGACACAUGUCACAGGGAUGGACUCAAAGCUUCAGCAGUUAAAGUUUAUCAUGUACCAGCAUCAAUAUCAACCAUCAGUUAGUUACCUCUUAGUGCUGUUUGACAAGAGACUUAAUUACUUGACAAGUGACUUGAUUACUUUACUUGACAAGUGACUAGAUUACUUGAUGGGGAAGAAGCCAUCACUCAGGACUCAUUAUACAGGCCUGGAGCCUGUAUAUGUAAAAUACCUAGACUGGCUCUAGUUAUAGAAGGGAAAGAAAUUAAGGGAUUAGAGAUUUUUAAAAAUGUAAAAUAGAGACAAGACAAGAAAACACAGGGAAAUGAAAUGA